AUGGAUGCCGCCGUAGCUCAGCUAUCGCACUGGCUUCAGGAAAAUAAGCUCAAGGUGAAGGAGACGAUUUAUGAAGGUCUGUGUAAAGCUCCACAAGCCUUCGUAGACAUGAUGGCUGGCAAGAAUAUUGGAAAGAUGAUUACGAAAGUAUGA
Molecule: messenger RNA, 153 nt
Organism: Cooperia oncophora
Lineage: Eukaryota; Metazoa; Nematoda; Chromadorea; Rhabditida; Trichostrongylidae
Source: the annotation of a GenBank genome assembly